This is a messenger RNA of Alternaria viburni, 912 nucleotides long. RefSeq lists its product as uncharacterized. The coding region runs from base 1 to 912 and encodes 303 amino acids. NCBI's taxonomy places the organism in Eukaryota, Fungi, Ascomycota, Dothideomycetes, Pleosporales, Pleosporaceae. The record is from RefSeq and is a predicted model, not a curated record. The transcript has 2 exons.
AUGUCGUCUACCCCAUCCCUCUCCUCCAAAGUCAUCCUCAUAACCGGCGCAAACAGCGGCAUAGGAAAAGCCACCGCCCUCUCCCUCGCCACCCUAAACCCAGCACAGAUCUGGAUCGCGGCUCGCAACCUCGCAAAUGGCGAUGCUGCCGUUGCUGAAAUCAAAGCCGCCGCACCGGCCAUCGAUGUUCGAUUCGUAGAAUGCGAUCUAGCGAGUUUUGACUCGGUGGCAAGAGCGGCGAGGGAAGUGGUGGAGGGUUGUGGAGGGAGGUUGGAUGUUUUAAUGUUGAAUGCUGGGAUUAUGGGCGGCCACCCGGGCACUACACCUCAAGGCCAUGAACUGCAAUUCGGGACGAACCACGUCGGUCAUGCCCUCCUCCUCAAGCUCCUCACACCAGCCUUGCUUUCCACUGCCGAAACCACGGUCUCAACACCCCGCGUCGUCUCCGUUAGCUCGCGGGGCCACGCUCACACAGCCGCUCUACCAGCCGGCGGCAUCACGUUCGACACCUUGAAAUCCUCUCAGGCUGACUUGUCAGGCGUAAACAAGUACACGCAAUCCAAGCUCGCUAACGUAGUUUACGCGCGCCAAUACGCAUUGCACUACCCGCAGAUCAUCAGUGUGGCGAUUCAUCCCGGUGACGUUUUGACGGAGAUUUUCAAUAAAGGCGCCGGGGGAGGUGAUGAGCAGAUCAAGUAUCUGGCGCGGGAGGUGGCGCCUAAGAGAUGUGGGUCGCUGGAGGAAGGAAUCAAGAACGGGGUUUGGGCGGCGACUGCAGAAGGCGUGCUGAGUGGACGGUACUAUGAACCUGUGGGUGUGUUGGGUAUGGGGAGUGAGUUGUCCAAGGAUACGGGAUUGGGAGUGAAGUUGUGGGCGUGGACGCAGCGAGAGAUAGAGGGAUGGGAGCUCUAA